Trichomonas vaginalis G3 is the source of this 855-nucleotide messenger RNA. Its product is annotated as RNA polymerase II transcription regulator recruiting protein. Gene Ontology annotation, biological process: regulation of DNA-templated transcription. Gene Ontology annotation, molecular function: RNA polymerase II cis-regulatory region sequence-specific DNA binding; DNA-binding transcription factor activity, RNA polymerase II-specific. NCBI's taxonomy places the organism in Eukaryota, Parabasalia, Trichomonadida, Trichomonadidae. The record is from RefSeq and is a predicted model, not a curated record. The coding region runs from base 1 to 855 and encodes 284 amino acids. Gene Ontology annotation, cellular component: nucleus. The transcript has a single exon.
AUGUCUAAUUCUUGGACUGAGGCAGACGAUAAUUUAUUGAAACAACUUAUCGCAGAGUACCAAAAACAGUGGAGUGUGAUAGCUGCACACUUUCCAACAAGAACUCCUUCGCAAGUUGCCAGUAGAUGGGAAAAGUAUUUAGAUCCCAAUCUAAUUAAAGGCGCUUUCACGGAAGAAGAAGAUAAUCUUAUUCGCCAAUUUGUUGCCGUACACGGACCUCGCUGCUGGCAACAAGUUACGGAAUUUGUUCCAAUGAGAUCAGCGAAACAAUGCAGAGAACGAUGGUUUAAUCAUCUUGAUCCAACAGUUGUCAAUAAAGACUGGACUCCGGAAGAAGAUCAAGUCAUUUUCGAAAGACAUCAACAAAUUGGUCCAAAAUGGGCCCUUAUCUCAAGACAACUUCCCGGAAGAACAGACAAUGCCAUCAAAAAUAGAUGGAACGCAUCGAUUUCAAAACGCGUAAAAGUAGACGAAAAUGGAGUGGAAUAUUUAGCUCCAGAUACAUCUAAGAGGAAGAGAAGAGUUGCCAAGCAACUUCCUUCUAGACCACCUCCAAUUCGCACUGUUACACCAGAGAUAAAUACGGCUCCUCAGCCAUUAAGAUCAUCAACACCUCCUCCACCAACAAUUAGAGAUGAAGAAUUAUCUCAAUUUGUUGCACCAAUGGAAAAUACCAGCUUUGUCGACGUUUCUCCACAAGGUUCCUAUUUCUUGAUGAGUCCUGCAAAAAUUUCACCGUAUUCAUUCAGUCCUAGUGCUGGAAUAUCCCCUAACUCGCCAUUUAGAAACUUCUUUAAGUCUCCAGGUGCCGAUGAUUUUGUUUAUGAACCAUUCGAUUCUCCUAUGUUUCAUUAG